Messenger RNA from Amphimedon queenslandica, 2189 nucleotides. RefSeq names its product 85/88 kDa calcium-independent phospholipase A2-like. Gene Ontology annotation, molecular function: protein binding; long-chain fatty acyl-CoA hydrolase activity. Lineage: Eukaryota; Metazoa; Porifera; Demospongiae; Haplosclerida; Niphatidae. Gene Ontology annotation, cellular component: mitochondrion. Gene Ontology annotation, biological process: positive regulation of ceramide biosynthetic process; lipid metabolic process. The transcript has a single exon. The record is from RefSeq and is a predicted model, not a curated record. The coding region runs from base 44 to 2086 and encodes 680 amino acids.
GCCCCUUUUAAUUUAGUCUAUCUUCGCCUACAACAAUCAGACGAUGUCUCAGAAAAUAAAGGAGGUUAGGCUUGGCAGGAACAGCAAGACGCUGUUUGAAGAAAGCCUAGAGUUAGAAAAUUUCUCUCACGGAGUUGUAGGCAUUGUAGAAGCAGCCAGUUUAUUGCAAGCCAAGUAUGGCGUUCUCAUGAAACCAGACAAGGACGCGGAGGAUGGCUUCUUACUGCUACACCGAGGAGACGACUUAAAACAAGCAAAGGCAACCUUCGCAGAACUCCGACCGGUCCUCUCUCUGUUGCUGGACCUGGAUAACAUCGAAAUAACAGUUGACCUUCUUAAUGUCCUCCUCCGCAAACAGCAACAACACCCAAUAAAAACAAAGGAAGAUUUGAUAGCUAGGAUAAUGGAAGAGAUUGAUUCCUCCCCAAAAAAUCUCACAUUAUUGUAUCCAAUUCUCGAAGAAUUAAAAGCAAGUACAGCAAUAGAGCAACUGCAACUUGCAAUGAAUGGCAGCAGCAAAGAUGACGAUGAUGAUGACGAUGACCCAAGUUUCUUCAAAGAGAUAACAAGUGCUGCUGGGGAUUUAUUUGGCAAAUUUAUGUCUAAAUUGGAGCAAAUUGGAACUGGAAUUGACGAUGAUGAGCUGGGAGAUGAGAUAUGGAAGUCAUUUUUUGCACAGAUCCAGGAUGCUAUGGCCCCGUCACUUGAAGGAGCUGAAAAAAUUGUUGCCAAUGCGUUUAAAACCGACAGCAACGUUAGCAGUCACAGUUUCAUUGCAUGUGUUGAGAAAGGAUACGUAUCAACUGCCCUACAGCUGCUGUUAUUUGGUGAAGAUCCAAAUAAGUACGACGAUUCCAUUGGGACAGCUCUUCAUGUUGCUGUCAAGACAAAAAGCGAAUUGAUGGUUAAGCUUCUGUUAGCAUUCAAUGCCAAUCCAACCAUUGCAAAUAGCAAUAAUUUAACUCCAAUAGAUUUGGCAGAAAAAGAUUCUGAAAUUCAUCAAUAUUUAGUCGAGGCAGCUUCCAACCACAAAAUAACAAAAAUAUAUUUUGAGUCUCAUUCGGAGCUUCUCUCUGAGAAAAUACCAGGUACUUACCUCAUGAGCCUGGAUGGUGGUGGGAUUCGUGCCUUCAAUGGUUGUCAGUACCUGAUUGCUUUGGAGGAUCGCAUGAAGCAGCUCUCACGAAAUCAUUGCUCCUCAAUAUCAUCUUAUUUCGAUUAUAUUGCUGGUACGAGCAGUGGUGCUAUUGCUGGGCUAGUACUUCUAUACACAAACCAUAGUGUGAGGACUGGAAGGUGUUUGGUGUACGAUGUCAUAGAGCACGUCUUUGAUAAAGGGCUGAAAGAUCGUAAGAAGCACAUGAAUAGCUUUCUCAAGGGGAUAUUCAAGGAUACGAAAAUGGCAUCUCUGAAAAGGCCCCAGCAUGCUAUAGUCACUGCAGCCCUUGCAAACCAGCACCCUAUCAAGCUACACCUAAUGACUAGCUAUGAAAGACGAGUGAUGGAUGAAAUCGAUAAGAAGGAAGCUGGGCCGAAAGAUCUUGAAGUCUGGAAAGCUGCUCGGAUUACAUCAGCUGCCCCUAUCCAUUUUCCUGCUGUUGAUGACAAGUUCUUGGAUGGAGGUCUAAUGGCUAAUAAUCCAACUCUUGCUGCCAUGACUGAAGUCAUUGAACAAAGUGAGAAAAAGGUUGAGUUUGGUUGUGUGCUAUCCAUUGGAGCUGGAUAUUCUCGGAAGUCUAAGGAUGUGGAAGAUGUCAAUCUUUUUCUUCCUGGUGCCUCAUUAAAGAGUCUUGUUAAAUUACCCAAAGCAGCAAAGAGUCUGAUUAGUGUAUUUGAUCAUUUGAUUGAAGAGGUCACCCAAUCCAAUGGUCAUUGCGUCCAGAUUGCUAGAUCAUGGUGUCAAAACAGUGGCUGGAAUUACUACCGAUGGUCUCCGCCUCUUUACGGAGAAUCGGAAGAUGUUGAUCCAGAUUGUACUGAUCGUGCGAUAAUCAUUGACAUGAUGUAUCAUACGCAAAUGGACAUUCUCGCACACCCAAAGAAAGUUGAUGACAUUGCAAAGUGCAUACUUGCAAAAUCUAAAUGACAGUUGUCCUGUAGUCUUGCACUGCUGCUGAAACUCUUUUAUAUAAUGCAUACUUAUAUUGGUUAAAAAAAUUUUUAAUUUGUUAUAAAAUUCUGUCUACUUA